UUUAUUUAUUUUUUAUAGGCGCCGGACGGAGUGCAUCCAGCGCCUCUGGCCCUCUGCAAAGGAAAUCGCUCCUGCGCCAAAGCCGAUUUUCGAAUCUUAGGUUUACCGACGGUUGCGUUUUUGUUACUCCCCAUUUUACCCUUCUGUUCCUCUGAUAUUUACGCCCCUCUCUAGGGUUUUCUAACGUCUUUUUGAUCCGUCCGUUUGCUUGAGAUGGCCGGAGAUGCGGUUACUGUCAUCGAGAUCUCAUCCUCAGACGACGACGACUACGAGUACACUCGUCUAAUACCCGCGCUCCGUCCGCCGGCAAAGAAAAUCACCCCCGUCAAAACGGAGAAAAAGGAGAACAAGGUGGGAGAUCUAGACUGCUUUAUCUUGGAUUUCGAUCCGUUUGAGGCCAUUAAUCUUUCAAAGAAGCUCGUGCUCGAGGACUCCGAUGAUGCCGACGAGGCCGACGAGGUCUCGGUCGUCUCUGAAAGGGGCCCGGUGGCAUGUAGAGAUUAUCCUCAUUCAAGGCAUCUUUGUGCAAAUUUCCCCUUUAACAAGACCCCUCAUAAGAGCUACUGCAAACAGUGCUACUGUUAUGUAUGUGAUGAAAUAGCUCCUUGCAAGGAUUGGGAGGGAGUUGAACAGGAACACUGUCAGGCAUCCGAUCGCGAUCCCAAGUGGAAGCUACUCAGAGUUACUCAAAGGAUGAAUCUGACGGGCCAAACUGAAACCCAUUACUACUCAGAUUAACUCAAAAGAUGAAUCUGGCGGGCCAAACAACUACACCCAGUUAAUUGGAUUUUUCUGAUUUUGGGAGAUGUUCUGGGAUUGUAAAAGCUGGGAUUGCAAAGUAGUGAUAUUGGGGGAUGUUUGGGCGGCCCAAACAGCUACACACAGUAAAUUUUUGUGGCGUGGCGAGUUGUUUAUGUUUCUGAUUGAAACUGCAGAAGCAACUGUUUGGGUGUAUUAUGUCUUGUAGUUUAAGACCUAAUAAUUUGAAACAGGGCGCGGCAUUACCAGUAUAAGCUUAGAAAAUCACUUCUAAUGGAUGUGUACAGAUUUGCUUAUUAAAUGUGGACAGCUUCAAUUUUCUUUUAA
This is a messenger RNA of Magnolia sinica, 1086 nucleotides long. Its product is annotated as RPM1 interacting protein 13-like. The record is from RefSeq and is a predicted model, not a curated record. The transcript is spliced from 3 exons. The coding region runs from base 214 to 738 and encodes 174 amino acids. Lineage: Eukaryota; Viridiplantae; Streptophyta; Magnoliopsida; Magnoliales; Magnoliaceae.